AUGCUUCUGAAGAACAUUCUUGCCGCUUUUGCUAUUGCUGGCCUAGCUACUGCUUCUCCAGUUGAAGACAUUCAAGAGAGAGCACUAGGUGGCAAUUGUCCGGCAGGUCAAAGUCAUGCGUGGUGCUGUGCCUCUGCAUUUCCCUUCAACUUCUUCUUUAUCCAGAGUAGUCAGAAAUGA
Penicillium argentinense is the source of this 180-nucleotide messenger RNA. RefSeq lists its product as uncharacterized. The coding region runs from base 1 to 180 and encodes 59 amino acids. The transcript is spliced from 2 exons. NCBI's taxonomy places the organism in Eukaryota, Fungi, Ascomycota, Eurotiomycetes, Eurotiales, Aspergillaceae. The record is from RefSeq and is a predicted model, not a curated record.